Funneliformis caledonium is the source of this 227-nucleotide messenger RNA. NCBI's taxonomy places the organism in Eukaryota, Fungi, Glomeromycota, Glomeromycetes, Glomerales, Glomeraceae. The record is from the annotation of a GenBank genome assembly.
AUGUUGACAAAACCAUUAAUUACGAUAGCUAAAAAUGGAGUUGGUGCGUUCGUUUUCUCAUGUCGCAAGAUUGAAUUUAAUUAUUGUGAACGUAGUGGAAGUAGUCGUGGAAUGAUCGAAUAUCUUCAAAAUCAUUUAAUCCCUUUCGCAAAAGAGAAUCCACAAUUAGAAGUUGUAGUAACUCCGCGCCCAUCAAAACAUCCUCUCAUAACUGGAACAUACUGUCA